Messenger RNA from Aaosphaeria arxii CBS 175.79, 1339 nucleotides. Its product is annotated as short-chain dehydrogenase. Bases 135 to 1097 code for a protein of 320 amino acids. The record is from RefSeq and is a predicted model, not a curated record. The transcript has a single exon. NCBI's taxonomy places the organism in Eukaryota, Fungi, Ascomycota, Dothideomycetes, Pleosporales.
GCGGGUGUUGGAGACGUAGGUUGAUAUCAAUAUCAUUUACAUCUUUGAGAUAUAACAGCGAUCGAGCCAUUAUACUCGUACCACAGACACUGAAUCUGCAACUCCAAACUUUUACAUAUUCUAUAUAACUACCAAUGUCGAACUUCAAGUUUUCUAUCCUAGUGACGGGCGGUACCCAAGGCAUGGGCGUCGAAUGCGUACGCUCACUAGCCCAGCAACUCCCAGACACUCUCAUCGUCACAUCCGCACGAACAGAUCCCAAAGACUCAGCAACCCUCAUCAACAAACAGCUCAACCAAACCAACGUCCAAUUCCAACGGCUCGACCUCUCCUCCCUCGCCGCCGUCCGCACCUUCGUCGAAACCUGGUCCACCUCCAACCGCCCGCCUCUCCGCGCCCUCGUCCUCAACGCCGGCAUCCAGUUCCCCGACGACAUCCAAUACAGCACCGACGGCAUCGAGAAAACCUUCGCCAUCAACCACGUCGGCCACGCCCUCCUCUUCCACCUCCUAACCCCCCACCUCACCCCGACCGCCCGCAUCGUCAUCACCUCCUCUGGCGUCCACGACCACGACCUCAAAGGCGGCUUCAAACCGACCUGGCCCUCCGUCCAAGAAAUCGCAAACCCCUCCCCUUCCUUCUCAACCUCCACCUCCGGUCGCACCCGCUACGCUAUCUCGAAGCUCGCCAACGUCCUGUGGACGUACGCGCUCGCACGCCGCCUCACCGCCCAGGGUCAGGGAAAAACCGUGGUGACGUUCGACCCGGGUCUCAUGCCCGGCACGAAUCUCGCCCGCGACGCGGGACCCGUGCUCCGGUUCCUGUGGUACGUCGUGAUGCCGCGGGCGAUUCCGCUGCUGAGGAGGGUGUACCAUCCGAAUGUGCAUACGCCGCGGGAGAGCGGGGAGACACUGGCUUGGUUGGCGGUUGGGGAGGAGUGCAAGGCGGAGAAUGGGGUGUAUUAUGAGGGGAGGAGGGUGGUGGGGAGUAGUAGGGAUAGUAGGGAUGAGGGGAAGCAGGAGGGCCUUUGGGAGUGGACGGUCGGGUUUGUGGGGAGGGAUGAGGGUGAGAGGGGGGCUUUUGGGAGGUUGGAGUGAGGGUGAAGGGGGAGAUGUAGCGUUUUGGGGUGGUGGAGGUGGGCUUUUGUCGUUUAUGAUUACGUUUUGAGGGCGGUGUUGUAGAUGGGUUGGAGAGAGGUGUUGCGUGUGGUGGCGGAGAAUUUGGCCUGGCUUAUCGACUUGCUUUAGAACUGCGGAUAUGAUCAUUUUACCACCUUCACAUUUAUAUCUAGAAAUUUGAGUAGUUUAUGUGUAUGACCUUUCAUGUGAGAAGAUAUUUC